AUGUCCGUCACUGUCUGCCUUGGGAGCCAAUUCGGCGAUGAGGGCAAAGGCAAGCUGGUCGAUAUCCUCGCCAACAACGUGAGCCUCUGCUGUAGAGCACAAGGAGGAAACAACGCCGGUCACACGAUUGUCGCGAAUGGCAUAACCUACGACUUCCACAUUCUGCCCAGCGGCCUGGUCAAUCCCAAAUGCAUCAACCUCGUCGGAAGCGGCUGCGUCGUUCACGUGCCGUCUUUCUUCAAGGAGCUGGAGGCAUUGGAGGUGCACGGCUUGAAGACGGACAACCGCAUCUUCAUUAGCGACCGCGCCCAUGUGGUCUUUGAUCUACAUCAGUUGGUGGACGGAUUGGAGGAGGUUGAGUUGGCCAGCUCAUUCAUAGGCACAACGCGGAAAGGCAUAGGACCAACGUACAGCACCAAGAUGACGAGGAGCGGCAUUCGUAUUGCUGACCUUUUCGACGAAGAAGUCUUCGAAGCGAAGCUACGUCGACUGGCCUACGGCUUCCAGAAGCGCUUCGGCGAUCUGUUGAAAUACAGUGUGGAGGAUGAGCUCUCGAAAUUCAAGGAAUUGCGAGAAAAGCUCGCACCUUAUGUCAUCGAUCAGAUCCCAUUGCUGAAUGACGCAAAGGCAAAGAAGAGUGAAAUUCUAGUUGAAGGCGCAAAUGCGAUCAUGCUCGACAUUGAUUAUGGCACGUACCCCUUCGUCACGUCUUCCAACACUGGCCUCGGGGGUGUCCUAACAGGAUUGAGCUUGGGCUGGAGGUCCAUCAGAGAGGUAGUAGGAGUCACGAAAGCAUAUACCACUAGAGUUGGAUCGGGCCCCUUCCCAACCGAACAACUAAACGAGGUUGGCGAGAAACUCCAGGGAGUUGGCAGAGAGGUCGGUGUCACCACUGGACGCAAGCGACGAUGUGGCUGGCUUGACCUCGUCAUCAUCAAGUACUCUCACGACGUGAACGACUACACAUCCCUCAAUCUAACCAAGCUCGAUGUUUUGGAUGACUUCGAGGAACUCAAGGUCGCCACUGGUUACUCGUACCAAGGGCAGAAGCUCGAGUCUUUCCCAGCCAACCCAGAACUGUUGGCUAACGUUGAGGUUGCCUACGAGACUCUUCCGGGAUGGAAGAAGCCGACGACAGGCGCGAAGACCUUCUACGACCUUCCUCUCAACGCUAGGAAAUACGUUGAGUUCAUUGAAAAGACUGUUGGAGUGCACAUCAAGUGGAUUGGUGUCGGGCCGAACCGCGAGCAUAUGAUCGUCAGGUAA
Molecule: messenger RNA, 1266 nt
Organism: Mytilinidion resinicola
Lineage: Eukaryota; Fungi; Ascomycota; Dothideomycetes; Mytilinidiales; Mytilinidiaceae
Product: Adenylosuccinate synthetase
Exons: 7
Coding region: 1-1266 (421 amino acids)
Biological process (GO): IMP metabolic process; 'de novo' AMP biosynthetic process
Cellular component (GO): cytoplasm
Molecular function (GO): adenylosuccinate synthase activity; GTP binding
Source: RefSeq, a predicted model, not a curated record